AUGGAGCAAGAAAACGCGGAAGAGCGCUUGAUUAACGAAGAAUACAAAAUAUGGAAAAAGAACACUCCGUUUCUCUAUGAUCUGGUGCUGACAAAGGCACUAGAAUGGCCUUCUUUGACAGUGGAAUGGCUUCCAGAGCGUCGGCUCGCUGAAGGGCACUCCAGCGUCCUCGCGAACCUGUUGCUUGGCACCCACACCUCCGAUGCUGAGCAGAACUAUCUCAUGGUAGCAGAAGUCAGGCUUCCGUACUAUGAGGGUGCGUCCGAGAACGCGCCGGCUCCGGGUGCUCCUGGAGCAGGAGCCGGAAAGGAGGCAGAGGCUAGCGGCUGCGAAGACACCCUGCUCAGCCGAAUCGAAAUUCGACAGAAGAUCAACCACGAUGGAGAAGUCAAUCGCGCUCGCUACUGGCCGAAGAAUCCCUUCAUAGUGGCGACCAAGUCACCAUCGAGCGCCGUGUACUUGUAUGACCUUUCAAAGCAUCCGAGUAAGCCGCCUACCGACAGCCGCAUUGAAGCGCAGGCGAUUCUAACUGGUCAUCAGCGGGAGGGUUUCGGCCUUGCUUGGUCGCCCGACGAUCGAGGGAACCUCUUGUCAUGCGCCGAUGAUAUGCUCAUUUGCCAGUAUGACGUUCGGGCCGUCCUGGCUGGUGAGGUCGCCUCCGGCAAUGGCACCGCUCCGACGCGAUCGUCAUCCGAACGUGUGUCAAACUGGGGUGGUCCGCCUCAGUACGGCCCGCUGAGAGUCUACACUGGCCACAAGGCCGUUGUGGAAGAUGUAGCCUGGUGCAUGCACAACGCCCAUAUGUUCGUGUCUGCCGGUGACGACCGCCAGAUCAUGCUCUGGGAUACGCGAGAGACGAGUUCGAGUCGAGCAGCUGCGACCUUUGAGGCCCACAAGGCUGAAGUCAAUUGUGUCGCUUUCAGUCCUUUCAACGCAAAUUUGCUCGCUUCGGGAUCCAGCGACUCUACGGUAGCUUUAUGGGACAUUCGAUAUCUGAAAAUGAAAAUACACUCAUUUGAAGCGCAUUCAGAUGCUGUUCAACAGCUUGUGUGGUCACCGACUGAGGAAACGAUUCUAGCCUCUGCAGCUGCGGACCGUAGGCUCAUGAUAUGGGAUCUUAGUCGAAUCGGACAGGAGCAGUCCCCUGAAGACGCCGAAGAUGGACCACCCGAGCUUUUAUUUGUCCAUGGUGGACAUACUGCAAAGAUAAGCGAUUUCGGUUGGAGCCAGAAUGAUCCGUGGCUCAUCGCAUCUGUUGCAGAAGAUAACAUAUUGCAAGUUUGGCAAGUUGGUGAACAUAUCUACGCAGACGAGGACGAGGAGGACGAAGACGGCGCUGAAAUCGAGUCUGAAAGCGAUCCGGUGGGUGCACGUGACACUCCUGCUCAUGGAGCCGAACGCUCGGAUCUUGCUCCUGACGAUGACGUGGACGCUGCGUUGUUGGAAUGA
This is a messenger RNA of Cyanidioschyzon merolae strain 10D, 1449 nucleotides long. RefSeq names its product chromatin assembly factor 1 55 kDa subunit. Gene Ontology annotation, biological process: regulation of gene expression. The coding region runs from base 1 to 1449 and encodes 482 amino acids. Gene Ontology annotation, molecular function: histone binding. Lineage: Eukaryota; Rhodophyta; Bangiophyceae; Cyanidiales; Cyanidiaceae. The transcript has a single exon. Gene Ontology annotation, cellular component: nucleus. The record is from RefSeq and is a predicted model, not a curated record.